GACAACCCACACUUCUUAGAGGUGCCAGCUUCCCUUUAGAGAGAAAAUCAGCAUGGAACCUGUUGUAUCUCUACACCCAAAGCUCCUGGUUUGCAUUUUAUGUUUAGAACUGAGUGUAGGAAUUCUCUAAGAUCACUCAGAUUUUCCAAUUCUUAAGAAAGGCUAAGACCUUUGCAACUGUUUUUUUUUUUUGGGGGGGGUAGAAAAUCCAAUAAUAUUUAGUCCCUCAGUGAAUGUAGCCUGUCUGGCUUGGAUUUUUCAUUUUGUUCCAGAUGCAAUAUAUAUCCUAGAAAGCUAACAGACCAAUCUUAAAACGUCUACUUGGAAGUAAGCCCCAUUGUUUUCAGUGAGAUUUAACUCUCGCAGAAAUCUUUCUAGGAUUGCAGUUUAAGCAAAUGAGUGAAAAUGUAUUUAAUGUCACAGUGUAAAGCACGCAUAAUUAAUUAACAUUAAUUCACCCAGCCUCUCCCACUUUUUAAUCAAUCUGCUCAGUUGCAAUCACUCCCUUUGCCUUAAUUGAGCUUGCAAUUAAACCCAAUUUCUUCUCUUGAAAAUGCCCCCCCCUAAAAGUUACUGAUUUUGCAGGCUGGGUUGAAACUAAAUCAGUCCUCACCCCCAUCCAUACUCAUGGGAAGCUAGAGGGGGUGUGUGGAGUGUGUUUCAGCAGGGCUGGUUAAUGCCUUGAUGGCUACCUGCCUGUUGUAGCUCUGAAUUUAUCAAUAUGCUUAUUGACACAGUGUCAGUCCCUCGGCUCCAAAGGCUGGAUAGGAUUUCCACAUAAUCUGGCCCAGUAAUGGCAAUAAUAAUAAUAAUUGUCUAGAAGUAUAGAUUUUAGGGACUGCCCUCUCUCUGGAUCUUCCUUGACUGGCUACCACCAGGUAAAUGGACUGGAUGUGAUGUUCUUGUCUAUCUGCAAAAAUUCCAAUGCUAUUCUAGGCUGUACCUACAGAAGUAUAGUGUCCAGGUCAGGGGAAGUAAUAGUGCUGCUUAAUUUUGCCUUGGUCAGACCACAUCUGGAGUGAUACAGUUUAAGAAGGAUAUUGACACAGUUUAAGAAGGAUAUUGACAAGCUGCAAUGUGUGCAGAGGAGGGCAUCAAGAUGAUCAAGGGUCUGGAAACCAAGCCUUAUGAAGAACGGUUGAGGGAAUUGGGUAUGCCUACCCUGGAAAAGAGGGAUGUGGGUGGCACUGUGGGUUAAACCACAGAGCCUAGGGCUUGCCGAUCAGAAGGUCGGCGGUUCAAAUCCCCGCGACGGGGUGAGCUCCUGUUGUUCGGUCCCAGCUCCUGCCAACCUAGUAGUUCAAAAGCACGUCAAAGUGCAAGUAGAUAAAUAGGGACCGCUACAGCGGGAAGGUAAACGGCGUUUCCGUGUGCUGCUCUGGUUUGCCAGAAGCGGCUUUGUUAUGCUGGCCACAUGACCUGGAAGCUGUACACCGGCUUCCUCAGCCAAUAACGCGAGAUGAGCGCCGCAACCCCAGAGUCGGUCACGACUGGACCUAAUGGUCAGGGAUCCCUUUACCUUUACCCUGGAAAAGAGGAGACUGAGAGGAGAUUUGUUGUUGUUUAGUCAUUUAGUUGUGUCCGACUCUUCAUGACCCCAUGGGCCAGAGCAUGCCAGGAGUUAUGAUAAUCAUCUUCAAAUAUCUUAAGAGCUGUCACAUGGGAGAUGGAGCAAUCUUGUUUUCUCCUGCUCCAGAGGCUCCUAUUCCAAUGGAUUACAAGAAAGGUGAUUCGAACUAAACACCUGGAAGAACUUUCCGAGGAUAAGAGCUGUUCAGCAGUGGAAUGCACACCCUCAGAAGGUGGUGGACUCUUUUUCAUGGGUGCUUUUUCAGCAGGGGUUGCAUGUCCAUCUGUUAUAGAUACUUUAGUUGAGAUUCCUGCAUUGCAGGGGUUGGACUAGAUGACCCUUGGUCCCUUCCAACUCUAUGAUUCUCUGAUGCUUUAUGGCCACCUGUAACCUGAUUCCUCAUCCAUACCUGUAGACAUCCACUAUCAGCUCAUGGGUCAUUGCAACACGGUUGGUUAAUAUACUUGGGCUAACCUCCGGUGGUGAAACAUGCAAACAUGAUUCAUUAAUUUUAUUUACCUAUUAUAUGUUUUUGUACCCUGCUUUUCCUCUGAUCCAGAGUACAUUGUGUCAUGCACAGUUCAUGCUGGAGGAAGUACUCAGACUCAGAUUUCUUUUUUUUUGCUAAAAAUGUUAAUCUCCAAAUCAGUACAGUACAUGGGACACCGGAGCAGCAGGUGCAGGGCAUGACCAAGCAAGCGAAGACAUUGGUCCAUAAGCUAACAUAACAUAAGGAAGUGGUGCAGGCACGGUUUCAGUGCUGCAAGCAAGAUGCAUCUUGGGAUUGACCAAGGAAACAGGAACUCCUCCUCCUCGUGAGCUAGACACGAGCUGUCUGUUUGUACUUGUCUGUGUCCACUGUGUCACACUGUGUCCAGUGUGGUGUAGUGGUUAAGAGCGGUGGACUCGGUAUCUGGUGAACUAGGUUCGAUUCCCCACUCCUCCACAUGCAGCUGCUGGGUGACCUUGGGCUAGUCACACUUCUUUGAAGUCUCGCAGCCUCACUCACCUCACAGAGUGUUUGUUGUAGGGGAGGAAGGAAAAGGAGAUUGUUAGCCGCUUUGAGACUCCUUAGGGGAGUGAUAAAGCGGGAUAUCAAAUCCAAACUCUUCUCUUCUUCUUCGUAGGUGACACAGAAGGUGGCAACACCAGCUUGGAGCCAGACUAGGUGCUUCCUGGGUGGGCAGAGGUUCAUCACUGGGAUUGCUGAAGGUGGAAGCUCUGGCAGAGUAGCAGGUGGUGCCAAGCCCAGAGGUAGAGUGGGUGGUAUUGGGACUGCGAGUGAGACUGGCAGGGGGCGGCUUGGCAAGGCGUGGCUGGGUGACAACCUCCCUGGGAUCAGAGUCCUCACCUACAGUGUCUUCCUCCAGCAGCUCUGAUGUUUUUUGGGCACAGACACAGCUAGCUGCAACCUGAUGAGUCCCCCUCUGAGGUCAACAGCUGGCAACUUUUCAAGAUUCUCCUAUCCCUUCUUCUGAUCUGACCACCCCCUUUCAGGACAUCUCCUCAGGGCUUCUGAUGUAGGACAGCUUCACUUAGUGAACCACUAGAACAACCAUCUAAAAUAAACAAAGCAAUAAAACCAAACCCUUCAAGUGUCCCUGUUUUCUAGGGACAUCCCUGAUUUAAAGAAGCCAUCCCGGAUUCUGAUUUGAUCCUGGAAUGUCGCGCUUUUCCUUAGGAUGUCCCUAUUUUCAUUGUAGAAAUGUUGGAGGGUAUGGAGUUAGCCAACCCCCAAGCCGUCUGAAGGCAAUCCUGUAUAAGGAAGGUUUUUUUUAAUGUUUAAUGUUUUAUUAUGUUUGUAGUGUAUAAAUAGUAAAAUUAUCAUUAUGGAUUGGGAUGUUCAUAUUUUCAUUGGAGAAAUGUUCGAGGGUAUGUAAAAUCAUUGCAUUAGCAGGGCCAAAUUCUACAUUAGGAGAAUCAGAUAUGAUCCAUGGCUUCUACUUAACUUUUUCCAUUUUAUGGGCUGUCCAAGAUACCCAAAGAUGCUACAAGCAGCACCCUUACCUGGGCUUUCAUGCUGCUUGUGUUAAAGCUGAUUCCCUACAGAAACUAGCAAUAUGUGCAUUUUUAAUUCAACAGGACUUUCGUUGUGCUUCCAUCACAGGGACAAUACAAUAUAAACCCCUUGCUGAGCCCUGGAUCUAUGUACCCAUAGAAUAUCCUCCAACAUUUCUCUGAUGAAAAUAGGGAUGUCCUAAGGAAAAGCGGGACAUUCCGAGAUCAAAUCAGAAACCAGGACGGCUUCUGUAAAUCUGGGACUGUGCCGGGAAAAUAGAGGAACUUGGAGGGUCUGGCAGCUGUUCCAUUCAGAGGCAGCUCAAAAUCUGCUGCUGCCUGAGGCAGAACAUCCAAACAGUGUUCCACACAGAGGUAAAAUGACUGAAUUAACAGGAAAUGUGCUGUCUUGAAUGGUACUCCUCAUCUGAGUCACUGUGCCUGACGUUUAGGACCCGCCUUGGUUCCGAUGGCAGCAAAGUUCAGGUGCUAGUCAUAGUUUGCAUCCCUGCAAAACAACAACAGCAGGGAGAAGUCUUGGGAGAGUCUCCCCAAUGGGAACAAGAGUUAAAAUCCCCCCUGCAGGGAGCAUGAGGAAGAAGGGCCAUCCAUGCAGUCUGGCGCCGCAGAGCAGUAAAACCGCCUUUGGGGAGGCAGCUUGCAAGGUGAGCCAGAACAAACAGUACACCGUGCCUUAAUCUCGAGCUGCCAUCAAGAUAAGGCAGCAGAGUAACCACCACUUGCCUCGCCCAGUUGUGUGGGCUUUUUUCCUCAACCCACACCUUGGCACCAAGGUGUGUGACUGGCUCCUUUUGAAUCAUCACAACAUCCGUUAAAAAGAAGGAGACGCAAACAAACAAGUGGUUUUUUUCAAUAUGUGGGGGUGGCAGCAAACGUUAUUGCUGCCGCCGCCACUGCCCUCCCUGACUUCCUUGUCCUGCUCUGCUGCUGGUGCCAUCUGAGGCCUGCUGCUUGCCAGUUUGUGUACUAACACUGAUGUGCUGUCCUUGUGCAGUACAGGUGGCUGCUAGUGCUCGCUAAAGCUCUCUUGUCUAUUUCUGGCACCGGCCACUUCGCUUGGCCUCUUUCCCUCUUUCAUGUUGCUUCUGGUAAUGAUAAUCGGGCAAGGAAUGUAGUUCCAGGUUGGGAGCUGAGCUGAGGGUGGCCUCCCCCCCCACUUCUUUGUUGGCACAUCUGACCAUGAGGUUUUGUUUAAAGGGACAGUGCCCCAAGGAUAUUGGAAGGGCCACUAAUUAAAGCUGGUGAUUACUGUUAUUACUCAGUCUUGCACUGUCUGGCAAUCUUCAAAGCAGGUUUGGAAAUAACUGCGACAUGGCUGUAGAAAUGCCUGCUCGGUUGAGAUACAAAUAGACGUCUCUUGCCACGUCUCUUGUUUAUUGCGGUGACAUUUUGAAACACAGUUGGUCAAGAGUGGAAGAGCCAGAUCAUAUGAUCCAUGAAAGCUACCUGCUGAUCCCAUUUCCUGCUCUUAGACUUGCCUGUUACUCCUUCCAGUGUUAAAAUAAGGAAAAUGCACCCAUGUUAAGUGAUUACUGUAUCACUGAGCAAGUGGUACCGAUUGAGGAGUUCUAGUACAGUAUAGUUAAAUUAUCCUUGCUUCCUUUACCUCCAAGGAGCUUGGUGGCAUAUAUUCUUCUCUGCUACCGCUGUCACCCUCACAACAGGGAUAGCCUGACCACUGUAGUCUACCCUGUUUCCCUGAAAAUAAGACAUACCCAUAAAAUAAGCCGUAGCAGGAUUUCUAUGCAUUUGCACAAUAUAAGCCAUACCCCGAAAAUAAGACAUGGACGCUGCGGCGCUCUGAUUUUUUUCUUUUAUGACUAAUGGUAUGCAGGGCUUUAAAAUAAAAAUAAAAAUAAAGAAAUAACAACAGACCUGUGAGGUACAUUAGUCUGAAAGAGAAUGACUGAGCCAAUGUCACCUAGUGCGCUUCAUGGUCCAGUAGGAUUUGAAUCAGAGUCUAGUUAGUUGUAGUACAACACUCAAAUCCCUACACUACACUGGCUGUCCUGUAGCGAAUCAAGUAAUGCAAUCGCAAAGAAUCCCAUAGUAGUAUUGAGAGACUUCUGCGCAUAUUUUCCAGAGAAGGGUUCUAGAUGUAUAGCAUAUGCACCAUGCAAACACAGUGGAAGUUAACUUCUAAUGAAAGAUGCCUAGGAUUGCUUUGUUCUUUAUCCUGAUGAAAUUGUGGACUCUGUGAGGAUCGCAUUACCAUUUCUCAGGUAAACUCUUAAUGGCCUGAGUUCUCCUUCAGUCUCAAAGAAUAUCUAGGUGGUGAAAGCAGUAAAACUGAGCUUGGCAAACAGUUCUUGUAAUCUUGGGCUGACUUCUCCUGGCCAAGGUGUGGACAAAAUUGCUGAGUUGCCUCUUAAUGACAGGCUUCAGCCCCAGAACUUCAAAAGCCCUCGGGGGCAUAAAAGGGUGUUUAAUGACCAGUUGGGAGUGCGCGUGUCUCAUUAUCUCAAGAUCAUUUCAGGCUUGCGAAAUGAUGAGGAUGCUUCUUAACAUGGUUACUGCACCUGUUUUUCUGCUGCUUGCAGAAAUUAAAGGGAACUGGCUCAAUUAAGCCACGAUCUGGGAUGGAGACAUUCUGGCUGCAGCCUGUUAGGGGGUUCCAUCCUCAUCUUUGCUGCAGAUGUCAGCAUCUCCGGUGUCGCUGCAGAGAUGUAGCUCUGUUUAUGCAAAGUACAGGCCUAGAUAAAUAUAGUUAGCUCUGUGUUUGGUUUCUAAGGGGUAUUUGUAUGCUCAUUAAUGUUAAUGCGCACAUUUGCAACUAGAUUUGAAGUUGCAGCUAUGUAAACUCUGGACUCAGUAAGAUAAUGCACAUUUAUUCCCAUUCAUUUUUUUAAAAUUGCUUUUUUGCAUUAAUGAUUCAGACCACCUUGGUGCUAACCAAAAUGAGCAAUGCAGCUUCUUAAAUGUCUGUUGUUGGAAAAUUAGAGAUUAUAUGUGUUUGGAUUUUUUUAAAAAAAUAAUAAUCCUGGUUUCUGAACAUGGUGUAUGUUUCUGGCAUGGCGUGUGCAUGAAUUAGUUUAAGGGUGCUUAGGAUAACACUUGAGUGAGAUGGACUGUGGAUAGCACCGUUGAAGAGGAAGGUGAGUGGAAGGGAAGGCCAAGGAAAUUACAGGGACCCUGACAGUGGAAGUAUAUUUUUCUGAUUACAUACCCUGCAAGUGUCCUGGAAUAAAGGGACAUCGCAUUUCCCCCUUGCGAGAGCAUGGGUGCCAUUUUGGGAGUGAAAUUGUGUGCGAUCUAGCAUUCCUGCUUUGGGACACAACAUGUUGGAGGGUAUGCUGUUAUUGCUUCUUAGGGGCUGAAUCUGUUUACUCAGUGGUGGUCUUCCUCACCUCCUGUGCAAUCUUUGCAAAAAGAUGCACCUCUGCUUUCAUGGAGACACUCUAUACUGGGAAUAAAGUGGGAGUGGGCUGUACUUGUUUUUGUUUUUAAACUAAGUAACCACCCAACUGGUUUCAUGCACCAGGGCUGUAGCCAGCCCUUCUUUGUUGGGUGGCUUCUUCUUCUUCUUCUUCUUCUUCUUCUUCUUCUUCUUCUUCUUCUUCUUCUUCUUCUUCUUCUUCUUCUUCUUCUUCUUCUUCAUAGAAUACAUGAGAAAUCAUUGAUUCCCUCUAAAUUGACAUGAAUACCUUUUUGUCAGUUAGAAAAGUCAAAGAGAGGGCCUGUGUAUAUUUUUCUCUCAGUGCACUCACUGACUAUGGCAGUCCGGUGCACCCAAAUGAAUUUUGGAGUUGCACUCCUUGAACAGCAGUUCCCAGGCUACAUAACAAAAUGCUUUCUGAAAAUGAAGGGAGUUCCAUCUGCUAUAGGGCAAGGGUGGGGCACAUAUUUAUCAGGCCAAAGAGAGAAAUAGUUCUGUGUAUAGUAUAGUAUAGUAUAGUAUAACUAUCCCACCUUUUGUACAGGUGGACUAGUUUGUACACACACUCACAGACCCCUCUCUAUGCCCCAUCCAGGCAAACAAGAGGCAUGAUCAGAAUUCAAUGGCACAGUCCAGUUCGUGCUCCAGGAGGUCACAGAAGGAGGAUGUUUGGGGAAGAGUCCUAAGGGUCAGAAAGAGAUGCCUGCAGGGCCAUGUUUGGUUCCCCCAAGCCCAGGUUUCCUUGCCCUUGCUGUAAGGAUAUACUAUUCAAGAGGGGGAUCAUUUCUCUUAUAAGUGAAGUACUAUAUGGCCCAAACCAUGUUGGGAUCUUGAAAGUUUUUGAGGAAGGAAUGUGUUUUUUCCUUAAACUAUUUAGACAGCAGAAUUCCACUUCAGAAGUUUUGUAAAAAAAAAUGUAAAUCAGAUCGUAGGGUUUGGGUGUGACGUCCUUGCCUUUUUACAAAUGCCCCAUCUAGGGGAGAUGCUUGAACAUUAUUGCAUUGAAGUUAUGGAACAUCUGGAAUAUGCUGAGCAUAUAUGUUGGGUAUUAGCCUAAAACCGCUUUAGAGCAGGAUUAUAGUCAAUGGGAGCAUUUGAGACUUAGUUGUAAAUAUAGCCAGGUUUUGAGUCAUGUGGCUUUUAUAUCUUUAUAAGUGAAAGGAACUCCUGGAAUUCAGCUUUCUCAAAUCAACAGUAAAAGUGUACUCUGUAUGUUGAGUUGGUUUUUUUUUGGGGGGGGGUAUUCUGCUUCCAGAGCAAAGGGGUAAGGGGCUUUAAUAAGCAGAGCCAGACCCUGCAGCAUUCAAGAACAGUACUUCAUCAGCCUUUAUCUACCGUAAGUUUAUCUAAGUUAUGCUAUUAACUAAGACCGGAUAUAUAAAAGGGAUCCCUUGUGCAUAUCCGCAUAUGACCGCUACAAAGCAUCCAUAAGUUGAACCAGGAAAGCUUUUGAAUGUGCUUGUUCAUGUGGUUUUCAGAUGGCAGCAGGAAGGAGAGAGUGCCAAUUUUCUCACUUGCAUUUGCCAAUUUAAAGACUGAUUCAUAUGGCUGGUUUUUUUUUUAACCUGCCAGCAAUGGGAUUGCCCUAUUUGCAAUGAAACUCAUCCAUGUUGCCAUACUAUAAACACCUGUCAGUGCCCUUGCAGGAUUAACUGGCCCAACUAACUAGUUAAAAUUAAUAGUCCACUCAAGGUAGCUUCAGUCAUGGCAUCAACCUGUGAAGUUGUCAUAUGAUUCAGCCCUAAAUUCAUAGGAGAUGUUAGGAUCGCAGUGUCGAGGAUACACCCAGAGAAUAUAGCCACCCAGAGUGGCUGGGGCAACCUAGUCAGAUGGGCAGGGGGCUACUGCUAAUACAUGUCUUUGAGACUUUACACCAGCCUUCCCCAAACUGGUGCUCUCCAGAUGUUUUGGAUUUCAGCUCCCAUCUGCCCCAACCAGGCUGGCCAGUGGUCAGAGGUGAUCAGAGUUAUAGUCAAAAACAUUUGGAGGGCACAAGGAGAAGGGGACGACAGAGGACGAGAUGGUUGGAUAGUGUUCUCAAAGUCACCAACAUGAGUCUGACCAAACUGCGGGAGGCAGUGGAAGACAGGAGUGCCUGGCGUGCUCUGGUCCAUGGGGUCACGAAGAGUCGGACACGACUGAACGACUAAACAACAACAGGUUAGGAAAGGCUUCUCUACCAAGCUGAAGGCAAAAGUGCACAGGGAUUUAUACAAGUAGCAUAUGCCAUUUGUUUACUCCUGCCUGAUACUGUUGUUGACAGGUAGAAAGCUCUGUGCAAUGGCAUGAUUGAUGAGUUCAGUAUGCAUGGAAUCUGCAAGCAUGUUGCUGCCUGCAUUGGGUAGUAAAACAGCUGACAAGUAGAGUAAUCUGGGAUACUUUUCUAGAGAUUAUCUAAGCAUUAGAAAAAUACAGCUACAACCGGCCAUAAUCUAAAACCUGCUGGAAGAAGUGGCAAUCUUUUGACACAAAGCAAUAGGAUACUUUGUGAAUAUGUUUGGGUUUGGGUUCAUCCAGAGAGGCAAAUGCAUCACUAAGGAAGUUGACAUGUAAAAAGAGGAUACAGAUGUGCACCUGCUAAUUUAGAAAUAAAUUACCGCAGUGUAGCUUAAAACAGUGUUUCUCAACCAGUGUGCCUCCAGAUGUUUUGGGACUACAACUCCCAUCAUUCCUGACCACUGGUCUUGCUAGCUAGGGAUGAUGGGAGUUGUAGUCCCAAAACAUCUGGAGGCACACUGGUUGAGAAACACUGGCUUAAAAGCAUAAUACACCUCACCCUAGUGGGGAAGACUGUGCCCAAGUGGUGUGCUUGCCUAGUCUGCUCUUCAGCUGCUAACUGUGGAUAGGCAACUUCAGGGCUCCAGCUCUGCCUUCCUACAGUUCUUUAUCUUUAAACUGGACUAGGACUGGACAAAUGCUCAGAACUCCUAUCCCAGGCCUCUAGCUAGCUUCCAAACCCAACUCUCAUCCUUUCUCCUUCUGAGCAAAGAAAGCUGAGCAGAGAGAUGAGAUUCAAUACUUGGCGUAAAAUGGCUUCAAGACUUUUUGCUCCUCCACAGCUGCACUGCAACAAACGAUGCUACAGUUUGGUGCUUCCGGCCCUGGUUUUCAGAGGAACCGCUUUAUCUUCCUUCUUGGAAUUUGCAUAGGAUUUAGCUUUGCCAAGGACAAAAUGAAGUAAAAGCAAGGGCAGUGAAAUGUCCAGCAGCUGGUUGAAGUGUGACUGUGCUACAAAAGGCCGAGAUCAGCAGCUUAGCUGCGAACAUUGCAAAACUUCCUUCUUUCCCUUUAUUGAGGAUGUCCCCAUCUUUCCAGGAAAAGGUGGAAUCACCUAUGCAGUGGGAUACAUGAAUGCACAGAUUCCUCCAUGUUCUGGGGUAUUUAGGCAGAGAGCUAGCAAGAUGCUAAUAAAAGAGCUGACAAAGAGCAGUAAAAUCCUGCUAGUUGCUAUAAGAAACAGCUCUCCUGGGAAAUUUAAAAUCUGCUGUAUUAACUUUGCCUAAAUCUCCAGGGUUGACACUUCCCAUUCUGUCUGAGACUGGGGGGUGGGGUGGGGUGGAGGAAUGAAAACCUUAGUUCUAGUUGUCUCUGGUGCUUUUAUUUGGAAUCUGUUCCAGUAAUCUGUUUAUGUCUUAAAUUCUGCAAUGUCCCUAUGCUCCUAUGGCACUUGGGUGAAACUCUUGCCCUUGCUCCACAGAUGCUGAUGCAUCAAUACUUGUACCGGUAGCAUCUUUGCAGUGCAAAUGCCUUGUUUUGACAGUUUCUCUGCUUUUGAACUUACCCCAGCUUUCAAAGCAAGCCAUGGCAAGGAUAUUCUGAUGCUAAUGUUCUCAGUGAAAAAGCUGGUGUAGCACAAAUGCUAGCAAACGCUCAGGUGCUCCUGUCAUGCUGGUGGGAUAUCGGUGGUGAUGUUUGGUAGAUGGUUUGGCUUUCAAAAUUUUGCUCUCUCGUUGUGCCUUUCAAACAACUACAGUCUGCUUUAUUGUUUAUCGACUAGCUUCUUCAUAGUAUUAGCCUGGCUUUUCUUGAUUGGCCGCCUGGCACUACCUUUCCUAGAAGAGCCACUACAUCUCAACAUCUCUGCCUCACCCUCUGCCCCCAGUUGACACAACUUCACUCUGCUUUGUGAAAAUGGGUGCUUUUUGUAUCUUUAGUUAGAGAAAAUUAUUGCCCUUUUCCUCUCUCUUUAUAUUUUUUUUAAUUGCAUUUUUGUUUAUUCGAGGUUUGGUUGAUUUGCACACCCAUCUUUGGUUGCUCAGUUCCCUUGAGAUACACACACACACACACACACACACACACAGAGAGAGAGUGUGUGUGUAUAUAUAUGAAUAUUUUAUGAUUUACUACACUCAGUAAACAAUAUACAUGUUCUAACAGUGUUGAAAACAUCAAUAUUUAAAGUUGAUGUUUGAAGAUUUUAUAUAAGCAAACUAUUUUGCUAUUACAAAGCUGCAAUAAAUAUUAUAAAUGGAUAAAAUCUAUAUUUAUAUUUUUAUAGGACCUUAUUUUAACUAGCUUUUCCACUAUGGAGUGUGUUGACUGGAGAGCAGAGCCUCAGGCUGGGCUGCAAACUGAGCAUCCUGCCAAGAACUAUUACACCCUGAGCCACACUUGCUUGGGGAUCACAGCUCUUUGGAUUGGGAGGCAAGGUGCCAAGGAUCUGGCUGAGGUUUAAAUUGCGCAUUGUGAGCCCAGGUUUUCCCAAACUCAGAAGAUGGGAGAGAUUUCCUGUUUAAUAAGGUGUAUUGCAUGUUUAACACUGUCCAUGAAAGGGUAGCAGACAGACUUUACCUUUCAGCUGGCAAAUAUACAGGAGAUGAUGAAAUAAGCAAGGAAUGUUCCUGGGAGGUAAAGCAGGUUGAAGGUCAGUUGCCUUAGGAACAGGAAGCACUUAACUGGAGCCAAAGAAAGGUAGCAUGAAAAGGUAGCAUGAAACAGUGUCACUAAAGUACAAAGCCUUGUUUAAAGGAAAGUACCUAGUGCAAGAUGGGACUGAAUUUUCCAGUAGGGUGGAAUUGGGUAGCAAACAGAUUUAGCCAUCAUUCAGAUUUGUUGUUCCUGUUGUUGGCAUCCAUCUGUCUCGAGAGACAACGGAGUGUGCCUCUGUGGAUGAAGUCAAACCACUGCAUUAGCAGCACCGGAGUGACUUUCCAGGGGUGCAAGUUUGGGCAGUGUGUAUGGACGUCAUGGGCUGCCCAGACAACAAGAUCCUCCUCUCAGGCUCACUGAUGUGGUCUAAAGGAAAGUAGACAAUAUGUUGGGCACCAGUUUGCUGCAGGAGUUGCCAGAAAGAGGCAUACAAGGCUUCAUCCAACCAUCUUAGGGACUCCACUUCCUUAUUUGUGUAGGGUUUACUCCUUAACCUUUUCUUCUCUUAAAUAUAUCUCACAAGCCAGUAAAGGUCUAGAACCAGAGUUUUCCUUCUUCUAAAUGUGCCACCAUCCAGAUCCCCUCACUUUCCUCUACCACACAUGCAGAAAACGCCUUAUUGGCUGUUGGGCCCCACUAUUGCUCUCAUCCGCUCAAUCUGUCAGAGCCUGUCUUUGCAUACAGAAGUCCCUAACUCACCAAGGGUUUGAGACCCACCGGUUACCUUCACCUGGUUUAGCCAGCCAGUCAAAGCCAUUCCUGGAGUGUGGCUGCUAUCACAUGCUGACAGCUUCUAGGAGCCACAGGUGACAGCUGAGUGCCAGGGUGGGGACCAAAGGGUUGUUGUUGUUGUUGUUGUUUUAUUGUUCUAUUUGGUGUCUAUUUUUAAACACACCUGAAUAGCUUCAAAGGAAGAUACAUCUUAUUCUUUCCAUUUAAAUGGGCAAAGCACUCCCUUGCACUUCAACAGCCUCCAGCAUUUGAUUGCAACAGAAUCCAUUAAAAUGUCAGCCAAACUAUUUAGUGAUGAGCAGAUGGGGCAGUACAUAGAAUCUCAAAAGCAGGCCUCCUGAAUAAGUGACCCUGGGCCUUUUAGUUCUAAGGCAUGUAUGUGAGGCAAUUUGCAAGCCAUCCCACACCCUCUGCACGCAGAAUGUGCCACAAGACCUACCAUAGUAAUUGAGAUUUUAUCAGAGUCCGUCCAACUUUAAUAGUGUUGUAGCAGCAGCUGCCUCUAUGAUCUCAUCUAUAAAAUGGACUUGACGAUAUACUGUUGUUUUAAAUGAAACUAGGUUCCAGCUAGUCAUUUGUAUGUGAGUGCUCUUGUAAUCCACUUCAGGAGUGUUUUGCAUGGAAUGCUGCUCUGCAUUCAAUCUAUGGAACAUUUCAAGUGUUAACACCGAUGCGGAAGCCAUUUGGAUUUGUGUUGUACUGUAAAUCACCUCAGAUGCCUCAAGGAAAGUGACUCAUAAAUGAAAGAAGAAGAAUAAUUUCCACAAAGGGCAUGAAAAUUGGCAUUGGCAUUUCCCUGAUCUGUUAUUCAAAUGCAAAACUUGGAACAUUGUUCUAUCCUGCAUUAGUAGCAAAUCAGAUAUUUGUAGAUAUAAUUUGAGAAACAACAUGGAGAGGUGCAGGGUGGAUCGUUCCUUAGCUCUGUGGGCUGCCUCACACAUUAAGUUGCAGCUUUUCCCCAGCGUUAGGGGAGUUGUGGCCAAUAACUCCCAUUUCCUGAGUGAAUGCUCUGGCAUAUGUUAGUCAAGUCUAUGCAUUACAUGUUUAAGGUGUGCAUGCCAAAUUUUUCAUGUAUAUGUCAUAUGUUGAAACUGUCUGCGGGUCAACAGUUGAAGCCAUGUUAUAGUGGGCUUGGAGAGACCUUUCCUCUCCUUCCUUACACUUUCAGUUCUCCUUUUGUUCAAUAGUCAAGCUGCCUGAAGAAGAAAACUGGGGAUGCUGGAGAAGAGUGGAAUGAAACACACACACACACUCUCUCUCUCUCUCACACACACACUCACUGGGGGUGGGGUAUCUUUCAUUUGGGAACCAAGUAGGCCCUGUUGCAAAAGGUAAAGUCAGAUCCCAUUCACAGAGGGAGUUGUAAGCUGCUUGUCUGAUGCGAGCAAGCCAGACAUGCUCAAGGCAUUCUCCUUGGCAGCAGGGAAGCUGGAUUGGAGGGAGGAGGAGGAGAAGGGAAGGGAAAAGAGAAGCCAGGGUAUUUCAGCAAUGCACAUAACACUCACUGCUGUGGAGGUCAGCGCCUGGACACAGCUCUUAUGGCAGCCGAUGGAAUGUAAAGGGCUGGGCUUUGCAGCGGGAAGAAAGCAGAGGAACUUUGAUUCUUCGUAAUUAAAACAAACCCAGCAGCCGCAGAGAAUCAGCCACAGUUCUCUUAAAUGCUCUUUGCUCCAGGCAGCUUCUGGGGAGGGGAUUUCACAGUCCAUCUGUCUCCUCUGGGUCAUUCUGGUGCUGCUCAGUACCAGCCAACCCAGAAGUGUAAUUCCUUCUGUAAAAGUGGGAUGCAGUUUGAUUUCCCUCCUUGCCUUGUGCACAAGAUUACACUCUUGCACCCUUGACAAAACACAGGUCUAUCCCUGUGCAUUUCAGUAUCAGUCCCAGGCUUUUCAUGUUCUUCUAGUAUCAUAGAGUUGGAAGGGACCCUGAGGACCAUCUAGUUCAACCCCCUGCAAUGCAGGAAUAGGCAGCUGUCCCUUAUGGAUAUUGAGCCUCUAAUCCUUGUUAAAAACAAACUGUGGCUUAAUGAGAACAAGCAGGGAGUUAUUGUCACUGAAAGUUCUUGCGCUGGUUCUCCCCACUGCUGCUACACUAUUGAGAAACAAGUCCGUGUCUGGCCUGUUGUGAUAUCUAAGCCUGGGAGCUGUAACCAAGGUUUAUUCUUGGCUUGCUGCUCAUGGUUGGGUGUUUUUGUUUUUUUUGGAGAGAGAGAAACAAACCAUGUGCCGGGGUGCAGACAUCCUGACAAGCCAGACUCUAGGCUGUUUGCUGACAGCAUGGCGCAUGAGGAGUGAAGCGAGAACUUUUCUGCAGCAUCCACUGGCACACUGUACAUUCACAUUAAACUGUGGCUUCCUUUUCAAUAAAGUUUCUUUUACCUGCAGACCAGGCCCCUCUGUUCAAUGGGGCGUACACCCAGAAUUGCAGCCAGGAAUUAGCUAAUCCAGAAUGAUUAUCACCUUCUGCUCACAGACUCUUCCGGCUUCUGUGCUUUGAAAACAUGAAAGAAAUCUACCCUUAUAUCAACUAAAGCCACUGGGUCUAUUCCUAAGUAUGACUAAUUAUAGAUCCAACUCUAUAAUGACACAUGCUUUGCUGUGUUACAGGGCAGCUUUAUUCACUAAGGGUCUUAUUAGUAAUCUGCCUUAAAAUAAGACCAAAAUUGUUAUGUGCACAUUCGAGGGUGGUGGCUAAAGAAGGAAUGCAUCACCCGGGGGAAACCAGAGGUCACAGAUCUGCAUCAUAUUUGCCUAUGUUUGGUGUUAAGUCAUACAUAAUUUACUAUAAUUUAGAUAGAAAUACAAUCAAUCUCCCUAUUGUGUUCAUUCAUGGUUUUUACCUCUUUUGUUAGCCAUCUUGAGCUUCUUAGGGGAAGGGUGGAAUACAAAUAAACAAUUGGGAAGGUGGCCACCUGGUGACCUGUGAUGGUUUCAGUCUGUUCUCCAGGUGUUCACUGUUGAUGGGCAACAUCCAGACCUCUGCUCUCCUCCUUAAGCUUUUUUAGUUUCAAACCAAAUGGGGGGGUUGUAUGCAAUGAAGCUGAUAGCAACAAGUGCCAUGGGACUUCCUUCCCCUCUCUCUGUGUUCUUCCCCCACUCUUUGGGGUUUCCUCCCAGCUCUCUGGAGCAGAAGUACUUGAGGGAGGCAAGAUGCAAGGAGAUGGAGGAAAAGUCAUCCUGCUGCACAGGCAGAAGUUCUUGCACUAACAAGAUGCUUUCAAAUAGAGGACUGUCCUUAGACUGCCCUUCCAAAUAGAGGGGUGUUCUCUGUAAUAUAGGGUGCCUGGCCACCUCAGUACAGUGAAAUGCUCAGCAGGAGAGGCUGUCCUCUCUGGAAUAUCAAUAUCCCCUAGAACAGUAGUAGACAGACUUGAAGAUUGUGGGAUCUUCUUUGUGGUUUUUGGUUUGAACCGCCAGGUCUCAAGUGGUUCAAAAGGCAUAUGCUUGGAAUUAAAAGAAGUCUGAGUCUGAGAAUUUGGUUUGAACUGUGGGUUUUAUGGGUGUUGUGUAAUUUACAUGGGCCUGCUUUUGUUUUUGUUUUAAGGCAAAUUGGAAGCUAUACGCUGGCUCCCUCGGCCAAUAAUGCGAGAUGAGCGCGCAACCCCAGAGUCGGUUACGACUGGACCUAAUGGUCAGGGGUCCCUUUACCUUUACCUUUUAUGACUACUCAUUAUGGAGAAGGAUCUGCCUAUGUGCAAUAUAACAUAUAUAAUUUCUCACAAUGCCUGAAUCUAUCCAUCUACCCUACAUGCCUCUACUGUUACUUUCUUUUAGAGAACAAGUCGAUCCCAUACAAUAUCUCUGUAUUGGAGUUAUGCACUCAAAAGCAGCCGUCCAUGACAUGUCCAGAUAAUACGGUAAUUCUUGCAUGCAUGUGAAAACAAGCGCUGAAAGCCAUACAUGUGGGAAACCCCAUUUGUAAAACCUUUGAGAGACAGGGUAUGAACUACAAUUGUAUUUGAUCUUUAUUAUUUCAUCUAUGAAUUGCUUCUCAUGAAACAUUCCCAAGUGAUUAACAGCAGAAACACCAGCAACAGAAACAUAUAUAAAUACAAUUUCCAGUUCAGUGGAGAUAUGGACAGGGAUGAAAUAAAAUCUCCAUUUAAAAGGCUUCCAUAGGUAUUGAAAAUAUAAUGGAGAUGGCACCUGUCUGCUAUGGAAUGGGAGACUGUUUCAAAGGGCCUCAUUCCAACUUGUAGAGAGUGGGCCUUCUGAUGAGUUGGUAAAUAAAUUUUUAAUAUUUUUUUCAAAAACAAUAAUCAAUAAAAUAAGAAUAUAAAAAUUAACCAUCACCUAACAUUUAUGAUUCUAAUAAAAAAUCUUACUAUUUUACAAACCUUCUUUUGAGGUUCUUGUAACCUCAAAACUUCCUUCCACCCCCUUCUACUGGUUCUUUACAUCUUACAUAAUUCACUGCACUUUGUUAUCAUUUUUAUCCACUUGUUACACCUUUAAAUUCUCUAAUUCUUUACUACUCACAAGUGCUUAAACUAAACCUGCCAAUGUACCAACUCGUUUACAGUAUUUCUGCACAUACACAAUAAAUUUUUCCCAUUCUUUUUUAAACUUCUCAUUGUCAAAGUUUCUGAGUUUUGUCGUCAAUUUUGCCAUUUCUGCAUAGUCCAUAAGUUUUAUUUGCCAUUCUUCUAUUGUUGGCAACUGUUCUUCUUUCCAUCUCUGGGCUACAUAAAUAAUUUAUUCUGUUCUUUGGGAAUUACUGUUCCCAGGGGUGUAGGAAAGGGGGGGGGCGGAGGGGCGGUUCAUCCCGGGUACCACUCUGGGAGGGGUGACAAGAUGGCCACUGCCUCCUCCCCAUUUGUAGAGUGGCCGAGGUUGUGUGCAGUCCAUAUGUGCGCCGCACAUGCGCAGUCCGUACGAACUGCAACUUGCAUGGCGUCCAUACGAGCUGCUGCACAUGCGCACUCCAUACGGGAUGCCACUUGUGUGGCAGCCCAUACGGACACCCUGCAAGUGGCAGCCUGUACAAGUGCCGCGCAUGAGCGGCAACCCAUAUGGACUGGGCAUGUGUGGCAUUCCGUACGGAGUGUGCAUACGUGGGAUGCCACACAUGCUCAGUCUGUAUGGGCGGCGCUGCCCCGGGUGCCGGAGAGGGUUCCUCUGCCACUGACUGUUCCUACUACACCUAGUAGAAAAGCUUCUGGUUUCUUUGCAAAAAUUAGUUUAAACAUUUUCUUCAAUUCAUUGUAUAUCAUUUCCCAGAAGCUUUUAAUAAACUUGCAUCCCCACCACAUAUGACAGGGUGUAGGGUGGUUAGGUGGAAAAAGGAUAGUUGUAUAAAAGAUGGAAUUGUAAGAUGUGCACCUAUCCAUCUUGUUUCACUAUUUAUUUCUCUUCCAUAAAAAACUGCUAUGGUGCUUUUAAAAAGUACAGUUUAUUCAUUAUGUAAGUUUUACGGCUUCAGGUUUAUUUAUUUACUUAGACAAUUUAUAUAUCUCUUAACUACGAUUGUCUAGAAGCAGUGUACAAAGAAUGUAAUACAAUGAAAAUAAACAUAUUUUAAAACAAUAAAAAAUAAGCCAGGAAGCUAUGUUUGUUUGUUUUGGUAGGACUGUCUUGAAUUUGAAGAUUUGCUUCACUUGCAAACAAGGUCAGGGACACUCCAAUCCAAACAUAGUAACUGUUACACCCAUUAAGAACAAUGAUAGAUAAUAUGUGUAGAGAACUCUGUGAUCUAAUAGGACUUUUCCUUCCUAAGCCACUCUAAGCCUGUAAUGAAAGCUAAGUCUGCAUGAGGGUCAGUGUGCAACAGAUUUUAUGUUUCUACACUGAGCACUGGUGAAAGGGUUUGAAGUACUUCUAAAAGGGGCCGUAGUUUGUGAAAUUAAGGGUUAGACUAGUUGUCCAAUGAACUACACCUCAAAGGAUGGCUGCAUCACUCAACAGAGACACAAAUAAUGGGCAGAGCCAAUUUCUUGCAGUCAGUGCUAACAAAUAAAUACAAUGUUUAAUGAAUCCUUUCUUCUUCUUGCGCCAUCUGACUUUGUCCUUUCACUGUUUUUCUGUCAAGUGAACUGACUGUUUAUGCCACAAAUUUCUACUGAUUAUGGGGAGGCGAUAGUAUGAACAGAUUAGUCCUUACCCUGGAGCUUGAAGAUCUGGCUUUGUUCUCUGCUCUUAACAGUGUGUGAUCUUGGCUAGGUGUUUCAGGGUGGGGCUGCACAGGAAGUUUCCCACAAUCCAGGUUUACACUUCAGCGAAUAUCUCCAAGUGCAGGAAGCACUCUCUGGGAAAACAAGGCAUGAUUUCUCAUUGCUAAAAUGUCACCUUCAUUUUUCAGAGUUUCCAAUAGGCAGAGAAUCUGGAAAGACAGCAGUAUCGUGAUGCUUACUGCCCUUGGGUGCAUUGAACUGGUAUACCUACAACUUGGGGGGGAAAACCCACUUUGAUGCAGAAGUGCUUUCAGUGACUCUCAGCACCUGCAAACAUGUUACCUCGUGUCAUGGAGCAAAGAUACCUGGGACUGUUGUACGUUGAUAGCAUCUGAAUUCCUGUGCAAAGUAAAUUUACAAGUUUAUGUACAGAUUUUCUAUUGGUUUCAUAUCCACUGACAUUUAGAUCCUAUUAAUCAUGCCCAGGGCUUUUUUUUUCAGGGGGAACUUGCCAUAACUCAGUUCCAGCACCUUUCAGGGGGACGCCAUUGCCAUUAUAAGAGAACAAGGGAGGCGUUCAUGGGGAGUUCUGGCACCUCUUUUUCUAGAAAAAUAGCACUGAUCAUACUCCAGAUUUUUCAUGGGAACACCCACUGGAAGAGACAAGUAGGUUAGACAUUUUCCUCUGCAACACCAUUGCAAUACAAGAUCAGGAAGGUCCUCUAUAGAGUUGAAACAACAUAGUAGUUAAGAGCUACUGUGAGUUGGUGAUGCGCAGUUUACUUCUGGAAACUCACUGAGUGGAGUUGGGUAAGCCCCACUACCUAUUUAACCUCAUCUCUCAUGUGUGUCUACCUUACAGGGUUGUAGGAUUACUGAGGUAAUAGAGUGUGAGGUGUUCUGCACUCUUAAAUGCACUCUAUAAUUCUGAAACAUAUCAUACUGUACUAUUACACCCCUGAGCAUGAAUUCUGUCUGCAUUGGCGCAGCCUCCCUCUGUCCAGAGAUUUGGGGAAACUUUCCCUGUCCUUCUGGCAGUGUUUACAAAGUUUUAGCCUCUCUUUGUCCUCUGGCCUCCUGGGCGGUGGGGCUUGUGGCUGGGCUGUGGGCCAGGAGCUGAUCUGACACAUGGAAGCGGGAUUUAUGGGAUCCUGCUUUGAUUCCAGCUCAAGGGGCAUGUAGGGCUGAAGCUGGGAGAGGCGUAGCAUUUUGGUCAGUGGCAGGGAGAAGGGUGAGAGCAUCCAGCUGCUGCUUCUCCUCCUCCUGCUGCCAUACUCUCCUUUGAUGCUUUUAAGAACUUUUUUGGAUGCUUGUUUCUCCAAAUGAGGACUGGCAGGCCGGCUGAAAAAUGCAUGCAAAGCCCGCCCACACACUUCUGGUAGGAAGAACACUUUGAUUCCGUUGUGGCAACUCGCCCCGUUAGUUCAACCCAGGGCUCCUCCCUUCUUUUCUCUGCUGAUGCAUCUCAGCCUGGUCUUGUGAUUUCUGCUGCUGUCAUCGCAAGUUUUCUGUAGUUGUUUCUUCUUGUUUCUGUAGUUGUCCACAGUCUCAUUUUUCUUCUUCUGGACUUGGAGACCUGUAUGUCCAGCUCCACACCUGCAUGCACAUGUAUGUGCGCGCGUACACACACACAGACAGUUUUUCCAGCCCCAUAGCCUUCAAAGCAGCUCCUUGAUUUCAAUUCUGCCAAGUGCUUUAUCUUGCAAUUAUUACACAUGUCUGCAUCAGUCUUCCUGAACACCAAUCUGAAGCUCUCUUUAGUCCAAGCCCUGUGGCUCCCAUUCAGUUAACACCUCUGCUGGUUAUGCCUGCAUUCCCUAGGGGUUGGACUAAAUGACCCUUUGAGCCCCUUCCAAAUGGUUGUAUGAUCAGCCUCUGUUGUGAAUGCCAGCUUAUUGGAAGCUUAUUGGGCAUUUCCGGUUAGUUAAAAUGUUGACUAGGUGCCCCAAAGUCAUGGUCAGGUUUGCCAUAUUGCUGUUUCCAAUGAAAACAAGCAGUGUACCACUGAGCACUUUUUAGUUUGGGACCUAGCAUUGCCCUGAGAUGUGCUCCCUAAAGGGAGAUAUGCAAGGAGAGGAUGUCAUUUUGAGUGUAAUUACUCAUUUUGCAUAUAGUACAUGUGUAGCCUUAGCGAUGGGAGCAUGUGUGUACCAUUGAAUGUACCAUUGAAGGUGGUUUUAUAUUCUGAUUUUGUUCUGUCAACUACCUUGAAACUUUCAGGUAUAGGGCAGUACAGUGGUACCUCUGGUUAUGAACCUAAUUCGUUCCAGAGAUCCAUUCUUAACCUGAAACUGUUCUUAACCUGAGGUACCAUUUUAGCUAAUGGGGCCUCCUGCUGCCGCCAGCAUGCGAUUUCUGUUCUCAUCCUGAGGUAAAGUUCUUAACCCGAGGUACUACUUCAACUGUACCUUUCAGAGCCAGUGUGGUGUAGUGGUUAAGAGCGGUAGACUCGUAAUCUGGGGAACUGGGUUUGCGUCUCCGCUCCUCCACAUGCAGCUGCUGGGUGACCUUGGGCUAGUCACACUUCUCUGAAGUCUCUCAGCCCCACUCACCUCACAGAGUGUUUGUUGUGGUGGAGGAAGGGAAAGGAGAAUGUUAGCUGCUUUGAGACUCCUUCGGGUAGUGAUAAAGUGGGAUAUCAAAUCCAAACUCUUCUUCCAGGUUAGCGGAGUUUGUAACCUGAAGUGUUUGCAACCCGAGGUGUUUGUAACCCGAGGUACCACUGUAUAUAAAUUCAAUCAAUAAAAUAAUAAUAAUAAUGCCACAACAGAAGAAGCUUCCAAUGUGACCACUGUACUCAGCGCUCAGAAUUCUCUGCAGUGGCUCCUUAGGAUUUCAGACUAAUGGCUUUCCCAGCCCUACCUGAAAAUGCCUGGGGUUGAAUUUGGGUCCAUCUGAGUGCAAGGCAGAUCCUGUACCGCUUAGCUUGGGCCCUUUUUACUGGUACUCUGUGACCUCUGGAAAAGUGUUGCAAGAGGUUUAUGGCAACCUGCCUUGCAUUCUGUAUGGUUGCAAAUUAAACAAAAGUGGUAAACCACAAAGAUAUGGAAGUCUUUAUGUUUCAUGUUGAAGAUGGUUUGAGUCCAAAGCGUUUCGAGCCAGAAACAGCCUUCUUCUGGAGAGACAUUAGAAAGAUGAUUAAAAUAUCUCUGUCGGUCCCUACUAACAGAUGCGUACCCAUGUCACACACAAGAGUUCAUUAGCAAGAGUGGUGCUAGGAGGAGUUUGCCGGAGACACAUGCAAUUCACCAGCUGCUUCCAGUUGUGCUGGUAAAAAGGAAGUGGAAUAUCUGAAGGGAAAAUAUUUGUAUACACUGCAACUAAAGAAAGUGCAUCAUAAUUUCAAUCUCUCUCUCAAAAACAAUAAAUGGAACAGCUGUAUGAGACUCCGUAGAUCUUGGCCAAGUUACUCUUCUUCCACAGAUCACUUUUCCAACAGUGCCCUGCCUUGUAGGGGCGUGGUGAGAAUAAAUAUUUAGCAGCGUGAGUGGGCAGAUGCUUAGAUGUUAUGGUAAUAGGGCCAAAUAAAUAAUUUUAUAGCUGACUUUCCUCUUCUCAGUCACCAGGGAGGCCUAUAAAAUGUGUUUACUGACAAACUCUGAAGCUGUUUUUUUGUGUGAAAGGGCUUUGGUUUUACAAUCCUGUUUCAGGCAGGAUCGUUCUUGGUAUCUGCAGUUUGUCCAGCUCCUGCAGUUCCAGUUUUUGUCUGCUGUGGGUUCUAAUUCAGGUGUAUGCAGUUUUCAGCUUAAUCACCUGAGUAAAGCUUAAGUGGAUUCUGAAAACUUUAAUAGUUUUUAUUCUGGACAAGGAGCCAUAAUGAAAGACGGAACACUUUUAUUCACCCAGUGACUGGCCAAAUCCCAGAAGAGAACAACCAGUUUGACUUGCAAAGAUCUGCCUUGGACAUGUCAAGCAAAUCAGGCAGCAAACGGCCGGCAGCAGUCAACAGUGAAUCAUCCAAUCACACCAUGGUUUCAGACUUGCCUCAGGAACGACCAAAUGGCAGGGCCUCGCGCUCCUCUCGGAAGGGGAUUGCUUUUGGGAAGCGCUCCAAUUCAAUGAAGAGGAAUCCCAACGCUGCAGUGACUAAGAGUGGCUGGCUCUUCAAGCAGGCGAGUUCUGGGGUGAAGCAAUGGAAUAAGCGCUGGUUUGUACUGGUGGAUCGCUGCCUUUUCUACUACAAAGAUGAGAAGGAGGAAAGCAUCUUGGGCAGCAUCCCACUUCUCAGUUUUCGUGUUGCAGCUGUUCAGCCGUCGGAUAACAUCAGCAGGAAAUACACCUUUAAGGUGACUGUGUGCUGGAUGGAAGAGACACCAGGGAAUAACAAGAAGUCCCUCUCUCCCCAGGCUGAGCACGCCGGCAUCCGGACUUACUUCUUCAGUGCAGAGAACAACGAGGAGCAGGAAUCCUGGAUUCAAGCCAUGGGCGAGGCUGCCCGGGUGCAAAUCCCACCUGCUCAGAGGCACGAGAAGACUGAUUCUGAGAACAUCCCUCCAAGCAGGAACCACCAGCAUCACCACCACCGCAGUGUCCCAACCAGAGAGGCUGCCAAAGCUGAGCCAGAAGCCAAGACCAGAGGCGAAGGAGAUGGGCGUGGCUCUGAGAAGAUUGACAGGAAAACAGAGCGAGCCGAGAGCAAGAAGGAGCCUCUGGUGAAAGCCAACGGCAUUGACAGCCAAGAAAUGCCCUCUGAACCUGGAAGCCCUUAUCCUGACGCUUCCCGUCUGGCUGCUGGAGUGGAGAGGCCCACCCAGCCAAAUGGCUGGCAGUACUCAUCUCCUAGCCGGCCAGGCAGCAUGGCCUUCCCGCAGCACGAUGGUGAGAGUGCUAUGCCUCGCCGGAGUUUUGCUCCGCGCACCAAUCCUGAGAAGAUUGCCCAGAGGAAGAGCUCCAUGACGCAGCUGCAGCAGUGGGUGAACUUGCGCCGUGGGGCUCCACCUCCUGAGGAUCUCCAUAGCCCCACCAGGUUCUACCCGAUGUCCCGAAGAGUCCCUGACUACUACCCCCCCUACUCACCUCAGUACUCUGAAGAUUACCAAUACUACCCUCCUGGGGUGCGUCCCGACAGCAUCUGCUCUAUGCCUGCCUUUGAGCGUGUGAGCCCUCAGUGGACUGUGGACGACAAGCGCCACUCCUUCCGCAACAGCGGCUCCUACCAGCUGCGGGACUGGAAAGAGCAGCCAGGCUACGGCAGGCAGGACGUUCCCAUCUGGAUGUCAGGCCCGACCCGGCCGCCAGUGUACUAUGACGAAAUGGAUGCCGCCUCAGGCUCCUUGCGCAGGAUGUCCCUCCAGCCUCGCUCCCGGUCAGUCCCCCGCUCGCCGAGCCAAGGCUCCUACACCCGAGCCAGAGUGUACUCCCCUGUCAGGUCACCAAGCACCCGCUUUGAAAGAGUGCCUCCCCGGAGUGAGGAGAUUUAUGCGGAGCCGACGACAUACAUGAUGAGGCGAUCGGUCAGUUCACCAAAGUAUGAUUAUCUGGGUGACAGGAGGCCUGUCCCUGCAGGAAUGUUCCCCUUCAACUAUCCAGCAUCCCCUACGGUCCACGACAAAAUGGAUGAACUUUUAGACCUUCAGUUGCAAAGAAACCUAGAGUAUUUGGAUCAGCAGGUGUCUCAUUUCCCCGAAGCCUAUAGAGAGUCGCUGCACACCUACAAGAUAAGCGAGCAGGAUACAGAUAAGCUCCUGGGAAAGCUCUGUGAGCAAAACAAGGUGAUGAGGGAACAGGAGAGGCUGGUGCAGCAACUUCGUGCAGAGAAGGAAAGUCUGGAGAGUGCAUUGAUGGGGACACACCAGGAGCUAGAGAUGUUUGGGAGCCAACCAGCCUACCCCGAAAAACUGCUGCACAAGAAGGAAUCCCUCCAGAACCAAUUGAUCAAUAUUCGGGUGGAGCUGUCCCAAGCCAGCACGGCUUUGGCCAACAGCACCAUAGAAUAUGAGAACCUGGAGGGUGAGGUGUCAGCCUUGCAUGAUGACCUGUGGGAACAACUGAACUUGGACAUCCAGAAUGAAAUGCUCAACCGGCAAAUCCAGAAGGAGAUCUGGCGGAUCCAGGAUGUGAUGGAGGGGCUGAGGAAGAACAACCCAUCUCGGGGCACAGACACAGCAAAGCAUAGGGUAUCCCUUGGCCCAUCAGGAACCUACAGCUCCAACAGCCCAGCCAGCCCUUUGAGCUCAGCCAGCCUCACGAGUCCCCUGAGCCCUUUCUCUCUCGUGUCGGGAUCCCAGAGCUCCCCUACUAAGCAAGGCAGCAACGAGGAGCCCGGUCCACCUCGACCUCCCCUCCCCAAAUCAUAUGUGCCCUUGGAAUCUCCUCCGACUGUCCCUCCGCUCCCUACCGAAAGCCGCCUCUGGCCGUAUCCUAACUCCCCUUCCUGGCAGCAAAGCAGCGAGGCGAAGAGGGGACAGUCCAAGUCCAGCUUUGAGCAGAACAAGAAGGACCAUCACCGGACGUCAGCCUCAAAUUCUGCUGUGGAGGCUGGUCUCUUGCAGACAAGGCAAGACCUGGAUGCUGAUAAGCAAGUUGCUCUCAACAAAGUUGGCAUUGUUCCCCCAAGGACCAAAUCACCCAUGGAUGACGACACCAUCCCCAUGUCAGGUGUGGUGCGGAGGGGUGCCAGCAACUUAGCCAAUGGGCUGAAUGCCCGGGACAGGCCAAAGAGUGCAGUAUUUUCGAAUGAAAUGAAGGCAAAGAUGAGCGUAGAGGAGCAGAUAGAUCGCAUGAAGCGCCACCAAAGUGGUUCUAUGAAGGAGAAGAGGCGGAGCUUGCAACUUCCAGCCAAUCAGCAACAGGCAGACAGCCUUCUCUCUAAAGCACCUGCCUCUUACAAAGUGGUGCGCAGGCAUCGCAGCAUCCAUGAGGUGGACAUAUCUGAUCUGGAAGCAGCGUUACGCUCUGAAGACUCUGGCAGGAUGUAUGAGACUCCUCGGGAGGAGAUUGCGCGUCUGCGCAAAAUGGAGCUGGAGCCAGAGCAUUAUCAUGUGGACAUCAGCAAGGAGCUUUCCACCCCAGACAAAGUCCUCAUCCCAGAAAGGUACAUUGAGCUGGAACCUGAUACUCCACUGAGCCCAGAGGAGAUGAAGGAGAAGCAAAAGAAAGUGGAGAGGAUAAAGACGCUGAUUGCCAAAUCCAGCAUGCAGAAUGUGGUCCCCCACAACGAGGGAGAAGUGGACGUGACCCAGGACCCAGAAACCCAGUUGCAGGAACAGGAGAAGCGAAUAGAGAUCUCCUGUGCCUUGGCUGCAGAAGCCUCCCGACGGGGCCGCAUGCUCUCAGCUCAGUGUGCCACCCCGAGCCCUCCCACCUCCCCAGUCUCCCCGACUCCACCGACCAAGUCCCUCUCGUCUGAUUCAUCCCAGGGCGGCGACAACCAUUUUAUGCGUGUCUGAGCCAUAAACACAGGCCCUGGCUGCUGUGAAUGCUGUGAAGUUCCACGGAGCCACGUUCUAACCCACGGCGUCUGCACCCCAACCGCUGAACAACGCGCGUGGUCAUUGUUAGGGUUCUCUCGGCACACCCAUCUCCUUCAGUUGAGCUGCGGAAACUUUUCAGGAAAGAAAAGCUGCCAUCGAGGGAGAGCAGGGAUGGCACUUGCCUUUGUCCCAUUUCUUCUUGUCCUGCUGCUGCUGCUAUGGCCUGUACCAACUGCCCACGGUUCAGCAGGCUAUAGUGCAGGAGCUGUUUCCAUUCUUGCUGGACAGGUCCUCUGUAUCAGGUGCAGCAGACUCCCAAGGCUAAGGACCAGCAGCAAAAGAACAGCUGCGUCUCAGCAAAGAGGCAGCACUGAGCCAGAAAAGGGAUGCUGGCAACAAGAGGGGGAGUUGAUGUAGCUCAUCUCCUGGAGCUCUAUAGCCUGCAAGUGCAGGCAGCAGGGAAGGAAGGUUGUGUGAAGAAUGACUUUGUAUCUGCAGCCAGGGAAUUCAUUACCCUCUACUGAAGUGAGCACUAGAUGUUUCUUCUCCUCCUCCUUCCCCCCCUCUCCCCCCUUACACACACACACACACACACACACACACACACACACACACACACACUUUGGUCUCUUCUCUGCCAACCAGAAUGGCUUUCAGCAUCUUUCGCCUGUGGAGCUAAGCAACCCGUGCACGGCCACACUUCCCUGCUUAUGCUCACAGCCUUUCACAGGAAAAGGAAAGACAGCAAGGAAGCAUGAGUGGAUGGACAGAACUUUGUGGGCGUGGCAGAAGGCAGAAGGUUGACCAUGUGGGGACCCAAAAGCAGCUUUGGAAGCUUGCUAGGGUUGUGAGGAUGUUGCUGUGGCUGGGAUAGGCCGGCGUUUUCUUCUUUCCCAAGCUUAGGGGUUGGGUGGAUGGAAUGGAAGGUGCGGGCAAUGUAUGUGGACGUGUUUUAGGGGUGCGGGUGGAAGAUAUAAUGGGGGAGGGAAGAGGUUAGAAAAGCUUAGUUGGCUGUGAUUCGCCACUAGGUGAAGCUUUAAUGCUUUCUGUGACCCAGAGAGGUUGUCUUUUAUCUGUAGGGGAAGAAAAAAGAAAACGGGGACUGGGUGGGUGACAUUUCUUCUCACAUCACAGGCAACUCAGGAGAGUGCCACUGAGCAUUUUCCUCCUGGCUUCUCCAGGGCUUCAAGUAAUAGGAUGAAAACUGUGCGCUGGAUAGAUCACUGUGUUCGCCAAGCACUUGUCGCUUGCACCAUCCCGUGAAGCAGCAGGUACUGCUGAUGAAAACUGGAUAGGGGACUAGAUGGAAUAUGGAUCUAAACUAGACUGGAUGGGCCAUGAAUCAGCCUCCAUGGAACGUGUGAAGCAAAGCUCUCCUGGCUACUGGAGGAGGGGGGAGGGGACUGAAGCAAGACCUCUGAUGUUCAUCAUGUAUCCUCUUGCUUUAUUUCCCACCACAAUAGCUUGUAGGCAGUGCUUUUUUUUUCCUAAGAAAAAUGUUUAGGGAUACUCUCAUUUUCCUACUUAUAUUGAAAUACUGCCCCUCAAUGAGGCCAAACUUAGAUUCACAAACUGUUUAGGGGUAUCUGUCCCCCUGCAUCCCCCCAGAAAAAAAGCACUGCUUGUAGGUGAUUUGGAAGUAGAGUUCUCUCUCCAACACAGCCUUCAUCAGUCUCCUCUCUGAAGGGUGCAGUAAUCAUUGCCGUGACCUUUCAGAGCAAUUGAGCUCGUAUAUUAAGAGCAUAGGACUAGUGAUAUACCUGCUCCAAGCUCAGACCACCUCAAAUGAGCCUUCAGUAGUUUCUCAAUAGUUUGAGAGCAGAACCAACUCAGAAUAGAGAUUGGCCAGAGGUGCAGGCAAAGAGAGAGGACUUGGCAGACCUCAAGAAAUACCAACCAAACCUCCCUUGAAACGUAUUCAAACAGUGCUGAUUCAUACCUAGCCAGGAAACUUACCAGAACAAGGGUCUAAAUGGGAUCUUCUUUCACCCCGCAUGUUGUCUUCUGAAAGGGGACUUCUACCUGGUAAGGCUUAUCUGAAUAUCAUUUAGGGCCGUGGUAGUCAACUUCCGUGCUCUUGGAGGAUGGUUUCUUCUCUAGUGAUUCAUGGGGUGGACAUAUAUUUCACCACACAACCUAGACCUUUUUAACAGUAGUCAAGCUCUGCAUUAAAGCUGGCACCAACUUGCAAUAAGGGCUUUGCAGUUCUGCAGCAUAGCACUCAGGCGUGGAUAGGGCAUUGCACAGCAAACCCAGAGAGAUGUAACAUUAAAGCAUGGGCUGCCUCACGCCACAACUUUUGGAAAUAAUUUUACUUCUACUUGGACCCUGUGGGCCAAAGUUUUUACACUCAAAAUAUUGUCGGGCCAUCAUGAGGCACAUGAAAUUGCUUCAUACCAAAAAUAAGGUCAAGCUGGACAAAGUCUUCCCAAACUGGUUCCUUCAUUCUGUUUCAAAUCUUUCAGAAGAAAUUCAGAUUGUUCUAACUCUAGCUUAGAACACAAAAAUGCAGCUGGCUUUUCUUUUCUUUUAAUUCCCUUGAGCUGGAUUUUCAGAUGGGGUCUUGGUUAUUUUGUUUUU
This is a messenger RNA of Zootoca vivipara (common lizard), 28664 nucleotides long. The record is from RefSeq and is a predicted model, not a curated record. NCBI's taxonomy places the organism in Eukaryota, Metazoa, Chordata, Lepidosauria, Squamata, Lacertidae.